Molecule: messenger RNA, 3777 nt
Organism: Closterium sp. NIES-65
Lineage: Eukaryota; Viridiplantae; Streptophyta; Zygnematophyceae; Desmidiales; Closteriaceae
Source: the annotation of a GenBank genome assembly
AUGUGUCGUCCGUAUUUCAAACCUCCCAUGCUGUCCAUGCUGCAGAGAGCACCAGGCGGCCAAUCGUCAGGUUCCAGUAACGGGGGCUUCACUGGAACGAGCGGGCUGUCGAUUCAGUCCGGUGGUGCACCACCAUCCACCCAAUCCGGCUUCCCGUUCUCACAGCCGCAGUCCGUCGGCCUCUCAGGAUCAGGAGGCCAGGCAUCCGUUGCAGCGCGGGAGCUGAUUUGUUCAGCCUCUGGCGCAUUGACUCACUCCUCUCUCGUCCUGCCCUCCCCUACGUGCUCUCUUUUCCCUGCUCUGUGUUCCCUGCUCUCUGUGUUCCCUGCUCUCUGUGUUCCCUGCUCUCUGUGUUCCCUGCUCUCUGUGUUCCCUGCUCUCUGUGUUCCCUGCUCUCUGUGUCCUGCUCUCUCCUUCCUGUUCUCUGUGUUUGCCCGCCAAUGUACAGUCAUGUUUCUCCUUAUGCUGCUCAGCUUCCCUCAGGCUUCAGAGUUUCUGCUGUGGGUGUUCAUCGGAGCGUUUGUAGCAGCCAUGCUGCGAGGCCUCUCCCUCUACCGCCAUCUAGCCGACCAAGCGAGAGCCCAGCGUGCCUUUGCCCGCCUCCUCGGCCUCCCCCCUUCCUCCACCUCCUUCCUCCUCUCCAAUCCAUCUGCGCUCGCCUCCCCUUUCCCCCCCUUUGGGCCGCCGUUCUCGAGUCUUCCCUUCCAGCCUGCAAGGGGUGCAGCAGUCCCACUCUCCGACCUCCCCUCCUUCCCCUCUCUCUCCCCUUUCCCCGCCUUUCCCUCGUCCCUCUCCCCUUCCAUCACCCCGUCCUCCUCGUCCGGAAAUCUUAGCCAAUCCACGUCAGCAGCGGCCAGGUCAGCAUCGGCUUUAGCUGGAGCUGAGUCAGCACGAGAUGGAGCAGCAGCAUCUGCUUCCGCUGCCCAACGUGUGCACGUGCAGCAGCCACAGGCACAGGCACUAUCAGAGCUCGGUGGGGAGUGGUUUGGAGUGGGGGAGAGGGGUGGAAGAAUGGAGGACGGGUCGUUGCUUGCUGCAAGAAUAGGCUCUUUGCUGGCGCUCAUGCACAGGGAGCUGCAGGCAUCAGACUAUGAUCUGCUGCGUGCACUGGAUGCGGACAACACUCCAUCUGUCCCUGCCCUGAGCGAUGUCGAGAUUGCUCGCUUGCCUGCUUUCCCAUACAAGCCAAAGAGGAGUCGAUCAGUCAACCCCUCGUUCAUCAUCUUCACGAACGUCGGCAACCCGCAUUCUCUCGGCCAGAAGCCGAUGACUUUCCCUCGCCUCGUCCUCGCUCUCGCGGAGGCGCCCUUCCUGAUGGAAAACCCCGAGACCGCCAAGCUCUUUCCAGCGGACGCCAUUGCUCGCGCUAAGAAGUACCUCUCCUUCACCACAGGCGGAAUCGGCGCGUACAGCGACUCCCGCGGACUGGCGGGCAUCCGCAAGGAGGUGGCGGAGUUCAUCGCCAAGCGGGACGGCUUUCCCUCCGACCCCGAUAAGAUCUACCUCACGGACGGCGCCAGCAAGGGAGUGGAGCGCAUGCUCAACGUGCUCAUCCGCAACGAGAAGGACGGGAUCCUGUGCCCCAUCCCGCAGUACCCGCUGUACUCCGCGUCGAUCGCGCUGCUGGGCGGCACGCUGGUGCCGUACUACCUGGACGAGAGCCAGGGCUGGGGGCUGGACAUGGCGGAGCUCAAGCAGUCGUGCGAGGACGCGCGCCAGAAGGGCACCGAGGUGCGGUGCCUGGUGUUCAUCAACCCCGGCAACCCCACGGGCAACUGCCUGUCGGAGGAGAACCUCAAGGAGCUCGUCAAGUUCUGCGUCGACGAGCGCCUCGUGCUGCUGGCCGACGAGGUGUACCAGGAGAACGUGUACCAGGACGAGCGCCCCUUCCUCAGCGCCAAGAAGGUGGCGAUGAGCAUGGGCGAGCCGUACGCGUCCUCACUGGAGCUCGUGUCCUUCCACACUGUCUCCAAGGGCACGUUUGGGGAGUGCGGGCAGCGCGGCGGGUACAUGGAGGUCUUCAACAUCGAUGAGGGCGUGUGCCAAGAGCUCUACAAGAUGUCAUCCAUCAGCCUCUGCCCCAACCUGUGCGGCCAGCUCAUGGUGGGCCUCAUGGUGAACCCCCCAGCUCCUGGUGAUGCUUCGUACGAGGAAUUCACAGAGGAGAGGAGCUCACGCCUGGCCUCUCUGCGUCGCCGAGCGCACACAGUCACAGAGGGAUUCAACAGCUGCAAGAACGUCACCUGCAACUUCACAGAAGGCGCCAUGUAUUCCUUCCCCAGGAUCAACCUGCCUGAGAAGGCCCUGGAGGCCGCCAAGGCAGCAGGCAAGGCGGCGGAUGUGUUCUACUGCCUGCGGCUGCUGGAGGUCACAGGCAUCACUGCCGUGCCGGGAUCUGGUUUCGGGCAGAAGGAAGGGACCUUCCAUCUGCGCACAACCAUUUUGCCUAGUGAAGAGAAGAUCCCAGAGAUGAUGGCCAAAUUCAAGAAGUUCAAUGACGAGCGAGGAGCUUCCGCGGUUAGGAGAGCUCUAAGCGGGGGUCCGAACCGCAACCGCGACGAGAAGAAUGAUCCGGGGAAAGUGAUCGAGUUUUCAGGGUCUGACGAUAGCGACGCGGAAGCAGCGACCAAGGAAAAAUCCACGGGUCAGUUGGACGACAUUGGCGCGGAGCUAGCUCGCCUUAGGCAGGAACGCGCGGCAGCGGAAACAGCGGCGAAAGCUGAUGAAGGAAUCGGCGGAUUUUGGCGUGGCGUGAUGGAAGAGACGCAGAUGAUUCAAUGGCCGGCUUUCACGUCGGUCUUAGGAACGACUGGUGUGGUGGUUGUCGUCAUCGUUUCCUCCGCUGUCGUCCUGCUGACCGUCAAUGCUCUGCUAGCCAACUUCUCAGACGCUCUUUUUGAAUUGCCAGCAGUCAGGGAGGUCUGGCACCUGUCUGGUUUAGGUGAUGUUGUGUCCACGAUUCUCAAGGGCGCUGACGUGGCAAUAGCUGCCUGCCGGCCAGUCGCUCUCUCCGCGAAAUGCGGCCCGUCGUUCCCGGUGGUGUCGGCGCAGGCCGUAGCGGAUGUCGCGGCGCCUGCUGCGGAGUCGUCGCGGCCGACCGGGCUUUUGUCCGGAUCGGACCCCGCGUGGAAGCUGGGGACAGCAGAUAAGGCGCGUCUUAAGACGUACUAUGAGACCGCCGUGGUUCCCGCUAUGCUCGCAGAGUUCGGUUAUGCGAACCCCCAGGAGGUGCCACGUGUCGAGAAGGUGGUGGUCAACUGCGGCAUUGGCGACGCGUCGCAGAGCGCUAAGACCCUUGACAGCGCGGCCAAGGACCUGGCGGCGGUGACGGGGCAGCGGCCCGUCGUGACGCGCGCGCGGAAGGCUAUUGCGGGGUUCAAGCUGCGCGCGGGCGUGCCCGUGGGGAUGGCGACCACGCUCCGCGGACAGAUCAUGUACGCCUAUCUCGAUCGUCUCAUCAACCUCGCUCUUCCCCGUAUGCGCGAUUUCCGCGGCGUCUCCCGCGGCGGUUUCGACGGCCGGGGCAACUAUUCCAUGGGCCUGGCCGAGCAGACCCUGUACCCGGAAAUUCGAUUCGACGAGAUUGACAAGACCCGUGGGAUGGACAUUUCCAUUGUCACCACCGCUAAGACUGACGGGGAGGCGCAGAGGCUGUUGGAGUUGCUUGGAGUCCCGUUUAGGGAGGGGCCGGUUCCGGUUAAGGAGGCGAAGAGCAAGGGGAAGGGGCGGGGGCGUGGGCGUGGCGGUAAGCAGCAGCAGAAGAGCAAGAAGAGGUAG